AUGCUCGUAUUAGUUCUUUUACUUGCGGCUUUCAGCACGGCCACCAUUACAAUCCUCGAUCCCAGCGACUUUGCAGAUCUAGCAACUGAUGAAGCCGAUAAUGCGCUGACUGCGAAUUGGAAUUAUGCUCCACUUUCAUACCAAGCAUAUUCAAUCACUGGGCCCUACGUCUAUAAUGACACCUCCAAAGAAAUCUCCCACAAGACUCUUACAAUUGCCAAGAAUGACACCAGUGUCGUCGUGAUCACGGAGAAUUCGCAAGUCAAUAUCUCUGGGUCUACUGUGAUCAAGAAUGGCUACUCGACUGACUUGUACCAAUCGAGCUUUUAUGGACUGAACGCUGCUGUCAACAUUGCCAAUGCAUCAACCGCAUAUCUGCGGAAUGUCAAUGUGACGGUUCAUAACGGAGCUGCCAACGUUUAUGUUUAUGGAAACAACUCGUAUGCCUUUAUUUCAGAUUCAUCAUUAUACAGUUCGGGUCCGGUCUCUCAUGGAUUAUACGCUGCCGGCUACGGUACUGUUGUUGGCAAGAAUCUUCGCCAUUAUUCUGGAGCAUAUCGAUCGUCCUCGUUCGCAGGUGACAGCCCUAAGGGAUACGUCUAUGUCUACGACUCGAUUGCCCACACUGCAGGCAUUGGAAGUGCGAUCUUCUAUGGGCAAGGUACAGUGUAUGCAGAGAACAUAGUUGGUCAUGCACAGCAGGCUCCCAUCGCCUUCCUGGAUGGGUCGCAGAUCGAUAUCCACGAAUCCGACUUGACUGCGGGACUACUGGCGGGUGCUGUCAUCUUCUCAUCUGGGACUCGCCAGUCCGGGUCGGAGAUCAGUUUCACCAAUUCACGCCUCACUGUCCUUCCGGAUGAGGCAGCCGGACUGUGGUUCGGCAAUGUGAUAGCGAGUGCCAGUCUAGUGCGCUCACAAAUCAACACCAACUCCGGCAUCUUGGUCAUCGCAAACUACUCCCAAGUCACCCAGGACUUUGAUCAUUUUGCCGACUCUACUGCCGCUGCUGAAGCUACGAUCACAGUCUCCGAGUCAACAAUUUCUGGGGACUUGGUCGCGUACAACGGAAGCACGAUCAGCUGGAGCUUGGGAAAUUAUUCAACAUGGACGGGUAAAGCAUAUUCUGGCUAUGGGAACGCAUCGUUCUCGGUAUCGCUUGACGCCAGCUCAUCCUGGAUACUGACGGGACAUACUGUCGUGACAGAAUUCACUGAUGCCGAUACCACUUUGAGCAAUGUGCAUAGCGCGGGAUACAAUCUCUACUAUGACUCUGGCAGUGCCCACAAUAGUUGGCUGAAGGGGACUACUAAGAAGAUUAAUGGUGGGGGCUACUUAAAGCCUGCGAGCAGGUCGCAACUAAGAGGGUCUCAUUGA
Molecule: messenger RNA, 1374 nt
Organism: Penicillium brasilianum
Lineage: Eukaryota; Fungi; Ascomycota; Eurotiomycetes; Eurotiales; Aspergillaceae
Source: the annotation of a GenBank genome assembly